This is a messenger RNA of Fusarium subglutinans, 519 nucleotides long. RefSeq lists its product as uncharacterized. The record is from RefSeq and is a predicted model, not a curated record. Lineage: Eukaryota; Fungi; Ascomycota; Sordariomycetes; Hypocreales; Nectriaceae. Bases 1 to 519 code for a protein of 172 amino acids. The transcript has a single exon.
AUGGGGCACAUCCUGCUUCAGCGACCAGAUUCUACUCAACAGGCCACAAGUGAAAACCUGCCACACAUCAUGCUUGGAAAUUGGCCUACGCAGACUCCAACUUGGCGCAACCACUGUCAUGUGGUUUACAUUGUCGACUUCAGGGUUCAUUCUGAAUCUGGGCGAGGAGACCCUUCCUUCACCUGCCGAGCGAACAGAAUCCGCGAUCACAUAGAAAGUGGCCUAUUCGUACAGACACAUGCGAAAAGAAUGUGCGGUCAUCUUUACAUGCCCAGAAAACACCCGAUUUACGAGUAUUAUGUGCUUCAGAGCCAGAGACUCGAUAACAUUAGGCAGCACGAGUAUUUCGAGUCCGAUGCCGCCAUAGGAUUCAUAUUCAAGAAGGAUUAUCAAAACUCCUUCUACCAGAUACUUCGGGAGAUACAGUUACCGGACAAGUGGAACCCUGAGGACUCGGCUCUUCAUAGACGCCAUGACAUCAACGUCCAACCUUCCCCUCCUGAAAACUCGACGGACUAG